Messenger RNA from Malassezia vespertilionis, 2619 nucleotides. RefSeq lists its product as uncharacterized. Bases 1 to 2619 code for a protein of 872 amino acids. Gene Ontology annotation, molecular function: ubiquitin protein ligase binding. Gene Ontology annotation, biological process: proteasome-mediated ubiquitin-dependent protein catabolic process; regulation of proteolysis. Gene Ontology annotation, cellular component: cytoplasm. The transcript has a single exon. Lineage: Eukaryota; Fungi; Basidiomycota; Malasseziomycetes; Malasseziales; Malasseziaceae. The record is from RefSeq and is a predicted model, not a curated record.
AUGCACCGUUUGGACGGCCAGGCGCCGCUUGCGAGCGCACGUAGCUCGCGUGCAGGAUCAACUAGGCCGCAACAUGCACAUGGCCUUAACGGUGCUGCUCAACUGGCGGAAGAGCGUGCGCUGGGCGAGAGCCAGUCUGAGGAGGCCACGACAACGCGCACGUCUGCGUCGGAGAGCGAGGAGCGCACCCCGGCCGCAGUUGCCUCGGAAAUACGCGAGCGGCUUUCGCUCGCAGCGGAGCGCAGACGCGAAGGCGCAGCACAACAAGCCGCGCCACAGAAUACAGCGCGCACGGCGCGAGGGGGCGACGAGCCGAGGCCGCAAGGCGCACGCGCACUUCCUCCAGUGCCACCCGUGGCUGCUGUAGGGCGCCCGGCACCUCGCGUGCGUGGUGCACACGCGGCGCCUGCCAGAAGCCAAACCGAGAUGCCCAGCGCGCGGCUGCGGGCGUCUGCUUCGCGCGAGGCCGCGUUUGCUCGCCUGCAAGAGCAGGUCCAGGAUAUCGAGCGUGCGAUGAACGAUACGACGCCAUCGCCGCCCAUUGAACAGCAUGCAGCGCCGCGCGAAGAUGCGCGACAAGACACUGCGCCCGCUGCGCCCGCACAAGAGCGUUCCGAGCAGCCUGCACGUACGCGACGACGCGAAUCGCGCCGGAAUCGGCGCUCCAAUACCUUACUUGCUACACUUUCGCAGCACACUCACGCAGGUCCCGGCGCGCUGCUGCCCUCACUGUACGGCUACUUUUCUGAUGAGCCUGCACCUACAGCGCUGCGCCCCGCUGCUGGCGCACGAGCCGCACAGUCCGGCGACGGACAAGCGCACGUCAACACAAACGCACCUGCGCGUAUGCACCCCGACGUUGCCGAACGCAUUCUUGCGAGCGGUCCGAGCAUUUCCAACAUUGAGCCCGCUGCGAAUGUGCUGCUCACGCCCGGCGCUGGAGCCCGUGUGCACGCUGCCAAGCUGCGUAACAGGCAUGUCCAGCCCGGCUCUGUAGCCUACGCACCUGGUGUGCUAUCCAACAUUGCUGACACGUCCCCCGCGCACGACGCGCAACUAUCACGUCGGUUCGAAGAAAAUGCAGUGCUUUCUUUUUUGUGGCGUCUCGACAACAGCACACAGUUUUUAGGCGAGCUGCGCAAGGGCGAAAAGAAGCACGAAGGAUGGAAUAUGCGCCCGUUAUUUGGCAACGAGCAGUGGCUCCUGUCUCUUGCAGCAGUGCCAGACCACACGCUCACGGUCCAUCUCACGAACCUUGCGAUGCCUUCCGUCCCAUUUUCUGCCGCACUUUCGGCGCAGGUCAUGUUUGGCAUUCGUGCGCCUUCGCAGCUGCUCCGCAUGCCGCGCAUGCUGGAGUCUGAGUACCUUUGGCGCGUGUUUCUCCCGUACACAUUUUCCCAGGACAACACCACCCUUUCCUCCCCUGAAAUCCCAAACUUGGAUGAGCUUUUGAGUGACCCAAUGAUUUGCGCAAGCGAUGCAUUUGAGCUGGUCGUCCAAGUUGCGUGCGGCCCCUCGGUCCUGCCCGAGCGCAGCGCCGAGCCACAAAGCUCGAUUCGCCUGCCAUUUGAAACGAGCGAUACGGUGAAUGUGCCGCGCUCCUUGGUCCAGUCUUUGGGCAACUUUGUUGACGAUGCGAGCACUGGCGACUUGAUGAUUAUUGUGCGCGAAAAAGGCAUCCAGCAGCUUCCUUCGAAAGAGCUCGCGGAGAGUGUGGGCCUCACGUCCUUUGUCCAGCCGUGGCCCACCGGCACGCCGAUGCCCACCAACGAGCUCGACGAACCCGCGAUGUUUGUGCGCGAUCGCGUUCUUUGGGCGCAUUCUGCCAUUCUCCGUGCGCGCAGUGAGUUUUUCGCCACGAUGCUCGAUUCGAGUUUCAGCGAGAGUCUCCAGCACGAUACGAGCACGAAUGGCGGCCGCACGCACGACGCGUUUCGACGCCCGUACCGCGUUCUUCGGAUCCCCGACGCGGAUUACGUCUCCAUGUACUGGCUCCUGCGCUACCUUUACACAGAAGACGUGCAGUUGCUAAAAAAAGAGGAUAUCCAAGCGGUAACUCUCGACGACCACUGGAUUCUCGGCCAAGAAUCCAGCUCGACAAAGCCGGAUUGGAAAUGGCGCAGCAUCGAGAUGCCCAGUGGCCUAGACGAUUCGAUGGGCGAUGAGGAACUGAGCUUUUCGCGCUACUCGCAGUCGAUUGCGCGGACACCAAUGCAGGUUGGCGCGACGUCCAACCCCGUGCUUUCUGACAUGUACAAUGCACGCCACGUCGAGGUGGCCAUGGGCUCUGACGGCGGCACACUGCAGUACAAAACGGAAAAGAGCGAGCGCGUUAUGCCGCGCUCGCAGUCUGGCAUGCUCUCCAGCACAGUCCCGAGCCAAAACAAGUCGGAUCCGCACCCACACCCUCCGAUGCUGCCUGUAUCGCCGGCGUCGGCAUUGUCAAUGUACCGCCUGGCCCAUCGAUACAAUAUUUUGCCGCUGUGCGACAUUACCAAUGCACACAUUAUUGCGCAGCUGACGCCGGAAAAUGCGACCAACUACCUCUUGUGCACCGCGCUCUUCGACCAGCUGCAAUUCUCUAUCCAAACCUAUAUUUGUGCGUACACUCCAUGCUAA